This is a messenger RNA of Ostrea edulis (European flat oyster), 4701 nucleotides long. RefSeq names its product protein mono-ADP-ribosyltransferase PARP14-like. The transcript has 13 exons. Gene Ontology annotation, molecular function: RNA binding. The record is from RefSeq and is a predicted model, not a curated record. Bases 432 to 3314 code for a protein of 960 amino acids. Lineage: Eukaryota; Metazoa; Mollusca; Bivalvia; Ostreida; Ostreidae.
UACUUUGAUCAACCAAUGGAAUUCCAGAAUUCGGAUUGUGACAGAGAGAUUCCGAAUUGUUUUACGUACUACUUGUCUCUGCGUGUCACACCGGAAAUAAUGCAGUUUCGAUGUAAACAUUGUUUGACAGUGACACAACUUGUGUUUUUUUGGAUCGUUUGGACUUUCAUUUAUUUAAAAAACAAAACAAACAACAACAAUUCUUUGGAUUAUCUUACUGUGUUUAUUUGUGCUAUUGUUCAUGGCCCUGUGAUUUUUUUGUGUGUGUGUUUUUUGGUUUUUUUUUUUUAAUUGUGUUUGUGAUCCAUUCGACAACAGACACAGUCAAGGCUAAAUUCAGCAGAUCGUUGCACCAAAGAAGCUUUGAAAUAUAGUUUACAGCUUUACAUUUGAUAAAUAUCAAGCCUAAAGUCCAUAACGUUGAGGUAGCCAUGAUAAAAGUGACGAACAUUCCACCGGACACGUCCUGGGGUUCUUUGCUAUUUGUCUUCGAGAAUCGGAGAAAAAGUGGAGGCGGGUCAAUAAAGGAGUUGGAGUAUGACCCAGAUACUCAGUCAGCUGUCAUCACGUUUGAAGACCCUGCAGCUGUGGAGAGAGUUUUGGGGAAAGUGCCAAUUUUGUUUAGUGGAAAACAGAUUGGAGUGGAGGAAUUCCGACCGAACAUAAAAGAGGAGAGUACCGCUGAAGAGCCUGACACGGAAUCGGAGAAUGUUUUAGAGGUUAGGGGCGUGUCUUCAUCAACAAGCUCCGACACAGUGGAAAUGUACUUCGAGAAUACUCGUUGUUCAGGAGGAGGAGACAUAAAACAAAUAAUACGCGAGGCAGACGUGGCAUUUUACAUAAUAUUUGAGGAAGAAGGAGUGAUGGAAAAUGUACUGCGCAAGAAACAUAAGAUUGAGGGAACAGCCAUUGAAGUGUGCCGAUAUGUUCCACCCCCUCCUCCAAAACCAGUUCCAAUGUACUCCAACAAAUUUUUCAUUAAAACCCUCAGUGGCAAAACCACAAAGGACGGACUUGAAAUUUUCCCGGAGGCAACAACCAACAUAAUGCCCUCUAGUAUCGAGUAUGGGGAACUGGAGGGAACGGCACUUGUCACAUUUGAAGAAAAUCUUGAGGUAGCCAUGAUAAAAGUGACGAACAUUCCACCGGACACGUCCGAGGAUUCAUUGCUGUUUUUCUUCGAGAAUCGAAGAAAAAGUGGAGGCGGGUCAAUAAAGGAGUUGGAGUAUGACCCAGAUACUCAGUCAGCUGUCAUCACGUUUGAAGACCCUGCAGCUGUGGAGAGAGUUUUGGGGAAAGUGCCAAUUUUGUUUAGUGGAAAACAGAUUGGAGUGGAGGAAUUCCGACCGAACAUAAAAGAGGAGAGUACCGCUGAAGAGCCUGACACGGAAUCGGAGAAUGUUUUAGAGGUUAGGGGCGUGUCUUCAUCAACAAGCUCCGACACAGUGGAAAUGUACUUCGAGAAUACUCGUUGUUCAGGAGGAGGAGACAUAAAACAAAUAAUACGCGAGGCAGACGUGGCAUUUUACAUAAUAUUUGAGGAAGAAGGAGUGAUGGAAAAUGUACUGCGCAAGAAACAUAAGAUUGAGGGAACAGCCAUUGAAGUGUGCCGAUAUGUUCCACCCCCUCCUCCAAAACCAGUUCCAAUGUACUCCAACAAAUUUUUCAUUAAAACCCUCAGUGGCAAAACCACAAAGGACGGACUUGAAAUUUUCCCGGAGGCAACAACCAACAUAAUGCCCUCUAGUAUCGAGUAUGGGGAACUGGAGGGAACGGCACUUGUCACAUUUGAAGAAAAUCUUGAGGUAGCCAUGAUAAAAGUGACGAACAUUCCACCGGACACGUCCGAGGAUUCAUUGCUGUUUUUCUUCGAGAAUCGAAGAAAAAGUGGAGGCGGGUCAAUAAAGGAGUUGGAGUAUGACCUAGAUACUCAGUCAGCUGUCAUCACGUUUGAAGACCCUGAAGCUGUGAAGAGAGUUCUAGGGAAAAUUCCAAUUUUGUUUAGUGGAAAACAGAUUGGAGUGGAGGAAUUCCGACUGAACAUAAAAGAGGAGAGUACUGCUGAAGAGCCUGACGUGGAAUCGGAGAAUGUUUUAGAAGUUAGGGGCGUGUCUUCAUCAACAAGCUCCAACACAGUGGAAAUGUACUUCGAGAACACUCUUCGUUCAAGAGGGGGAGACAUAAAACAAAUACGCGAGGAAGACGGAAUAUUUUACAUAAUAUUUGAGGAGGAAGGAGUGAUGGAAACUGUAUUGCGCAAGAAACAUAAGAUUGAGGGAACAGCCAUUGAAGUGUGCCGAUAUGUUCCACCCCCUCCUCCAAAACCAGUUCCAAUGUACCCAAACAAAGUUUUCAUUAAAAACCUCAGUGACAAGACCACAAAGGACGGAGUUGAGAACUUCCUGGAGGCAAAAACCAGCACAACGCCCACUAGUAUCGAAUAUGGGGAACUGGAGGGAACGGCACUUGUUACAUUUGAUGAAAAUCUAGAUUUUGAGAAACUACAGCUAGCUUGUAAAAAGAGAAGUUUAUACAAAUCUCAUCUGGAGGUGUGUCCAGUUCCGGUAACGAACUGUGUGAUUGUUCGUAACGUCUCGGAGAUAACGUCUCGAGACUCGCUGGAAUUUUACUUUGAUAAUGAAAAAAGAAGUGGGGUCACAGGGGUUUUGGAUGUCAAAAUGUAUGAUGGAUUCGGUUUGGUCUAUUUUGAGGAGCCAGAAGCUGUGGAAGUGGUGUGUGCCAAAUCUCACAGAGUCGAUGGUCAAGACCUUGAAGUAAAGAUAUAUUAUGAAUGCCUGGGGCAGGUGGAAAGUGAUGAAGAGGGACCAUUCCAGCCUCCAGGACUACUGGAGCUUACAGACCUGGAUACCAAGAAGUUACAGUUUCUGAUGAAGUCCCCUCCAAAUCAGGAGGCUGUACAGAAGCAGUUGGAGGUUGUAUAUGGGAAGCCAGUGUGGCCAACAAAUUUCAAAGUUAAUUCUCUCAGUAUAGAAUGCACCUUGACUGCAGAAACCAAAGAUUGCAGGAAAAUCUGCAGAAUAUGGGAAGCUAAAGUGAAGGAAAAUAUGAACAAGUUCUUGGAUCUUCUGCUUGUGAUAAAACACACCACGUUGAAAGAAGCUUUCCCUUUAGUUCUUAAUGAAUUGAAGUCUCUCACUAUCAGUAAUCCAGAUGCAGUAGCUGUUAUCCUGGAGAGAAACAAUCAUGAAAUGUACGUGACAGGGCACAAACAGGCAUCAACAGAAGUGUCCAAACAGAUUAGUGAUAUCAUCCAGAAGGUUGAUGAAGAGUUGGAUAGGACGAAAACACGAUAAAAAACAAUUGAAGCGUCACCAAGUGUUGAUACUACAGUUUUGCAAGUUUGAGAAAGAUGUGCAGAAAAAAUACAAGGAUGUUUCUCUGAAAUAUGACCUUGGGAAAAACUGUGUGAAGUUUGAAGGACUGAGUGGAGAAGUCACUCUAGUCAUUCUUGAAAUGUUUGAAUUUGUAGCUAAAGUCGUCAAAACUGAGAUUGGGCCAUUUUCUAAGCUUCUUCAGAAUUUCUUACAAAAUCAACCAGUUUAUAGGUAUGUGAAUACCAAAAUGAGGGGAAAAGACGUAGUGGGUGUGUGGGAGUUUAAUAAGGAGCAGGAAACUCUAACAGUCUUCUCACUGUCAGACCAGCAAGCCGUCCAAACCGCUCACCUCUUAAAGGAAUCUGUCAUCGAAACCCCAGUAAACCUGAAAGAAGAAUCAAGGUCUUUACUGACAUCAGGAGAAUGGCAGAGCAAAUCUAACGAGAUUGAGGGACGAGGAGAGAGAUUAAUUAAGAUUGUGACUCAUGCAGCCCAGAAUACAAUAGUUAUUGUGUACAGACAAAUGGGAAGGAUUAUGUCGAGAAUACAUUGAGGAUUUUUUUUUUUAGAUGCAUAGACAGUAUAUGGGAAGGAUUAUGUCGAGAAAUUGUAGAAGAUUUGAUAACAGGUGAUUCUCAAUAACUCGAAGUUCAAGGGACCUUUAUAAACUUUGAGAUAUCGAGAAAUCUAAAUUCCGAAAUUGAAAGUCCGACUAUAAUGGUUUAGAUUUUACAGUAAUCGGAGAUGUUUAGCAGAAUGAUAUUUCGUACCCUCAAGUAGGACCCGGGGUCACCCGAAAGUAGUUCUUAUAUCUCGAAAUAAAUGUGCGUAAAAAUAAAUACAAGUAAAACUCUUAUCCGUUAGAAAAGGUUGAAUAUGCAUACUUUCUGCAUGACUUUAUCAUUAUCGAAGCACAAAUAUUUCGGCAGGUAGACAUACUCCAAUUUACAUUCUGUUAUGAAUUCUUUUAUUAGAUUUUUCUACUUUUAUGUGUUUUUCUUAUGCUUAUCAAUUACUAUCAUUAUUAUUAUCAAUCUAUAUUUCUUUUCCUGACGGAGUGAUUUUUUUGUUACAAUGCUUACAGACGAAUAAAUUUCAUCAUUAUAUAAAACCAAAGAAAUAUGCUUUAGUGGGACCAUAUCGAUGUAGGGGAAUUGUUCCCAACCUGUUGAUUAAUGGUUCUACAAAGGUUAUCCGUGGUCACCAUUAUAAUAUAAUGAGGGUUAGUCCUGGUCAUCCAUUGAUAUAUAUAUAUAUAUAUGAUCGUGUUAUAUAUUGUUAAAGAGAAUUUUUUUCCCAUGAAUAAAAAUGUCGUGUUAUAUAUUGUUAAAGAGAAUUUUUUCCCAUGAAUAAAAAUGUCGUGUUA